UAUAACAGCAUACCUGAAGUCAAGAAUGUUUUCCAAGCUAACCCGCUCUCCGAGCAUUGCUGUUCUCUGUCGAGGUGUUCAUGCUUCGCUGAGUUCCGCCACCUCAGUUGCUACUAAAAAAACCAUUCAGGGACCUCCGUCCUCUGAUUACAUAUUUGAACGUGAGGCUAAAUAUGGUGCCCACAAUUAUCACCCACUACCCGUUGCUCUGGAAAAAGGAAAAGGUGUUUACGUGUGGGAUGUUGAAGGUAGAAAGUAUUUUGACUUUCUGAGUGCUUACAGUGCUGUUAAUCAAGGCCACUGUCACCCCAAGAUUGUGAACGCUCUGAAAGCUCAGUCUGAAAAACUGACCCUUACAUCUAGAGCGUUCUACAACGAUGUACUUGGUGAAUAUGAGGAGUUUGUCACCAAAAUGUUCAAUUAUAACAAAGUGCUUCCAAUGAACACAGGAGUGGAAGCUGGAGAAACUGCCUGUAAAUUGGCUCGGAAGUGGGCGUACUCUGUGAAAGGAAUUCCAAAAUACAAAGCAAAAAUUAUUUUUGCAGCUGGCAACUUCUGGGGCAGAACAAUGUCUGCCAUCUCGAGCUCUACCGACCCAUCCAGCUAUGAUGGAUUUGGACCCUUUAUGCCAGGUUUUGAAGUGAUCCCAUACAAUGACCUGCCAGCUCUUGAGCGGGCCCUUCAAGAUCCCAACGUAGCAGCUUUCAUGGUUGAACCAAUCCAAGGUGAAGCCGGUGUGGUUGUUCCCCACAAGGGUUAUCUUACAGGAGUGCGGGACCUCUGCACAAAACACAACGUUCUGUUCAUCGCUGAUGAAGUACAGACUGGUUUAGCCAGAACAGGGAAAAUGCUAGCUGUUGACCACGAAAACGUGAGACCUGACCUAGUUCUUCUUGGAAAGGCCCUUUCUGGUGGCUUAUACCCUGUCUCCGCAGUACUGUGUGACGAUGAAGUUAUGCUGACCAUUAAGCCCGGUGAACAUGGAUCUACGUAUGGAGGAAAUCCAUUAGCUUGCCGUGUUGCAAUAGCUGCGCUGGAGGUAAUUGAAGAGGAAGAAUUGGCUAAGAAUGCAGAAAUAAUGGGUAAUAUACUAAGAAAUGAGCUCAUGAAGACACCAUCUGAUAUUGUAACUUCUGUAAGAGGAAGAGGACUACUAAAUGCAAUUGUAAUUCGGGAAACCAAAGACUAUGAUGCCUGGAAGGUGUGUUUGCGGCUUCGCGAUAACGGACUUCUUGCCAAACCGACGCAUGGUGAUAUCAUUCGGCUGGCACCGCCCCUUGUGAUUAAGGAGGAUGAAAUCAGGGAGUGCAUUGAAAUAAUUCAUAAGACCAUUCUGUCUUUCUGAACACAUUGGCUUUUAAAAAAUAUAUCUGCUGACUGACCCACGGUGGUGUGUUGAAAUAUGUGCGAUGAAGGCCUGCUCUUGAAGCAAGCAUCUCUCAUUCCUUCUAUCUAAGAGGACUUAACUCUUAAAAUGUAGCUAUGUCUUUAAAUUAUAAUGGCUCUGAAGAAAAUAAAGAAUGAUUUCAAAGAGUUUCCAAUGUUGGAGUACUUGGAAAUAAAGU
This is a messenger RNA of Eurypyga helias (sunbittern), 1565 nucleotides long. It is a transcript of the gene OAT, whose product is annotated as ornithine aminotransferase. Bases 26 to 1345 code for a protein of 439 amino acids. The transcript has 9 exons. Lineage: Eukaryota; Metazoa; Chordata; Aves; Eurypygiformes; Eurypygidae. Gene Ontology annotation, molecular function: pyridoxal phosphate binding; identical protein binding; L-ornithine transaminase activity. Gene Ontology annotation, cellular component: cytoplasm. The record is from RefSeq and is a predicted model, not a curated record.